Penicillium soppii is the source of this 261-nucleotide messenger RNA. RefSeq lists its product as uncharacterized. The transcript is spliced from 3 exons. Gene Ontology annotation, molecular function: nucleoside triphosphate diphosphatase activity. Gene Ontology annotation, cellular component: cytoplasm. Gene Ontology annotation, biological process: nucleoside triphosphate catabolic process. The record is from RefSeq and is a predicted model, not a curated record. Bases 1 to 261 code for a protein of 86 amino acids. NCBI's taxonomy places the organism in Eukaryota, Fungi, Ascomycota, Eurotiomycetes, Eurotiales, Aspergillaceae.
AUGGAACCUAUGAUUUUUCAAGGAAGGUUGAAGGUAUUGUGUGCCUCCCAACUGAACAUUGAUCCGUGUGGUUUUGACACUAUCCAGGGUAAAAUUGUGCCCGCGCGUGGUCCACCUAUAUUCGGAUGGGAGCCUAUUUUCGAGCACAAUGGAGAGACUCUUGCUGAGAUGAAGCAUGAUAAAAAGAACAAAUUAUCGCAUCGAUAUCAAGCGCUGUUGAAAUUUCAGCAGUGGCUGGCCCAGGACAAUAGCCGACAAUAA